ACCCACAGAAUGAAGCUACUUGGCUGAUGAGGAAGUUUCACAUUCUCACAUUGUCACACACACUCUCACAGAGGAUAGGACAGCAAAAUGGCACUGAAAGGCAACCGACAGUGUUUCCUUCCAAGGAUUUUCAUCCAGCUGCUGGCUCUGGUUUUCACAGUCGCAGCUAAAGAAAGUGCUGCUCCGAUUCUGGUCAGAGGGGAAGUUGGAGGAAAGGUGACCUUUCGAUGCUGUGUUGGGCAGCAGAGAAAGCCAGAGUUUAUGUACCUACAAAAGGGCAAGAUAUUCGUCAACGGGUGCCACUCAUCAAAGAACAUAGAAAAGACAUGGCCAAACACAAGAGUGGAUUGCAAUACAAGUGAAGUUCAUAUGUCGGACUUGACUAUAUCACAUAGUGGGGACUAUAACUUCAUUAUCCAAUACAACAAAAUAUUCACUGAUCCUGUGGUUGAAGAGGUUAUACGACUAAACGUCACAGGUAACUUCACUCGACCGUCAGUCAAAGUGGUUUGUAGUAAUGGAAGCCGUUUUAAGAGUUGUACAGCGACCUGCACCUCACAUGGUGGGUUCCCAUUCUCCAACAUGACGUGGAACGUCAAUGGUACCGAGAAUACCACCAGUAAUAUGUGGAAAGUUGUGAACAGGACGAAAGUUCAGAGUUCAGAUACCAUGUUGUUCACAAGCACUAGUAGCGCCAACUUCAACUGCUCCAGCAGAGAGGUUCUGGCGUUCAGCUGUUCUGUGCGGGAUGUCACCUCGGAUGAACACUUAGUCUGUACACACCAGGAUCCAGAAGACCACUCCAAUCUUUAUGUGAUAAUAGCAGCCUGUAUAGUGGUUGUCAUGGUGGUCUUUGUUGUACUGUGGUGCUGGAAAUGCAAGCAAAGACAGAUGGGAUCAGCCGUACCGCAAGAUGUGAUGCAGGAGCUAAGGGCAAACGAGGAUGACGUGUAGCGUCGUCAAAGAAUCUAAGAAGAGGACAGAGGUGUCGUGAGAGUUGAACUGGUGAAGAAGACCAUCCAGUUUUUGUUUUGAAUCAAAAAUUGUAGGUGGUCUAGAAUUGAAAACCAAAACUGUGCGUCACCCAAGUGUACAUUACGUUUUGUGACAGCCAGGAAUGACCAGUGUCCACAAGAGUCCGGGACCAGGGAUCACAAGUUGUCGACGUUUCAGUGUCACUUGUGACUUUUGUGUUUUUGAGGAAGUAUCCAGUCAUUGCUGGUGAAGUACAGUGCGUCACUAAACUGACAACAAAACUGACUUACUUCUCAAAAAAAGGACUUUUCCAGUGGUGUGUAGUGAGAAAGCUGUUGUGUACCAGAAAACUGUACCUCAUGGAAACACCACCUAGCACUGUGGGUGGAAAAAUCUGAAGAACAAAAUACUGUAAGUUUGAGAAAAUAUGGACUUCGUUGUUACACUGACAUCUGUGGGAUGAAAUGUGACCAAUUACACUUGCUGCUAGGGUCACUUCUCUUAAUUUGUUUCGGAAAUGAUGAGUAGGAAAUAAAAAGUGUGAAGGACAGAAUGUGUGAAUUAAGAAAAGACAGAUGUCAGAAAAAGUUUGCACAGUAUUUGUUUUACUGCUCUUUGCCGUUUCAGCAAAAUUGUGUUUAGUACGCUGUAAGGUCUUGUAUUCCCCUGUAAAGUGCAAUAUUGGAUAAAGGAUAAGAGAUUUUUCCCACUUUUUACUGAGUGGCCGUUCCCUUGAUCAUUCAUAUUUUGGUCUUUUCAUAACUGUGACAUUUACUCAAGUGAUUGUUCUCAUUUGAAAUGUAUAUGUGUUAAUUAUUUAUUUAAUUGUUAAUUGUAAUAUUCUCCGUCUUUUUGCAUUUGCCCCAGCUGUAUCUGUUUUGUAAACCAAUAAACUUGUAUAAUUCAAUUUUA
Molecule: messenger RNA, 1887 nt
Organism: Stegastes partitus (bicolor damselfish)
Lineage: Eukaryota; Metazoa; Chordata; Actinopteri; Pomacentridae
Gene: cd86
Product: cluster of Differentiation 80/86
Exons: 8
Coding region: 88-954 (288 amino acids)
Biological process (GO): positive regulation of T cell proliferation; T cell costimulation; immune response
Cellular component (GO): external side of plasma membrane
Source: RefSeq, a predicted model, not a curated record